AAUGUCCUGGACGUGGCAAAGGAGGCAAAGUGAAGGGGAAGGCCAAGAGCCGUUCUUCCCGCGCCGGACUGCAGUUCCCCGUGGGUCGUAUUCACCGUCUGCUGAGAAAGGGCAACUACGCCGAGAGAGUGGGAGCAGGCGCUCCCGUGUACUUGGCUGCCGUUCUUGAGUACUUGGCCGCAGAAGUCUUGGAGUUGGCAGGCAACGCUGCCCGCGACAACAAAAAGACCAGAAUCAUUCCCCGUCAUCUGCAGCUGGCCAUCCGCAACGACGAAGAAUUGAACAAACUCCUGUCCGGCGUGACCAUCGCGCAGGGUGGUGUCCUGCCCAACAUCCAAGCCGGUGCUCCUUCCCAAAAAGACACAGAAAGCCGCCAAGUAAAAAGAUCCUAUAGCAGUUGA
Messenger RNA from Saccostrea echinata, 401 nucleotides. RefSeq names its product histone H2A-beta, sperm-like. Gene Ontology annotation, molecular function: protein heterodimerization activity; DNA binding; structural constituent of chromatin. The record is from RefSeq and is a predicted model, not a curated record. Gene Ontology annotation, cellular component: nucleosome. The annotation marks the transcript as partial. The transcript has 2 exons. Lineage: Eukaryota; Metazoa; Mollusca; Bivalvia; Ostreida; Ostreidae.